UUCAAAAUCGCAAGUGUUUUUGUUGCCAUAACCUAAAUGUUUCCAAAGCUCUUGAGACAAAUUUCAAUAAUGUAACUAAUCCAGAAAUAAAGCAUGAGAUAAAAUGCCCUCAGAUGUGGAUAUCCUGAAUUACUGGACGGGUGCGAAGACUAUGAGUACUGCACUAGUCAAGAGAGAUACCAGCAGGCAAGAUAGGCUGCCGAUGUACGGACCUCUAGACAUUGGCGACUUCCAAAAGUUCAACUCCCAGGCGAGGGCUAUGUUCCAACAGAUUUACAACGAAACGUCUUCUCCACACAAAAACACGGAGGAUUUUGAAAAGAUAACACUCCUCGGGCAGGGAGCUUUUGGGAAGGUGUUACUGGUGAAAGAGACCAAGGAGAAGGACCUUUACGCCAUGAAAGCUUUGGAGAAGCGGCACAUAUUCAGGAUGAAACAAGUCGCUCACGUACUGAACGAAAAAAAGAUAUUGCAGUGUAUAGAUUCCCCGUUUUGCGUGAGGAUGGAUUACUUCGGCAAAGAUAACAGUUACUUGUACUUCUUCAUGCCUUUCAUAUCGGGCGGGGAGAUGUUCUGUCACUUACAGAGGAUGGGUAAGUUCAAAGAAGACCUCGCGAAGUUCUACGCCGCCCAGGUCACUCUAGGGCUGGAGUACCUCCACAAUGUGAGGCUCGUUUACAGAGAUCUCAAGCCGGAAAACCUGCUCAUUGACCACCUCGGGUACGUGAAAAUAACCGACUUCGGGUUCACUAAACCCAUCCAGAGUAGAACGUACACGUUCUGCGGCACGCCCCAGUAUCUCGCUCCCGAGGUUAUCUCGGGGCACGGCUACGGGUUCUCGGUGGACUGGUGGUCCUUGGGCGUCCUCAUAUACGAGAUGGUGAGUGGCUGCGCGCCGUUCGACGCCAGGGACCAGAUGACGAUGUUCAGACUGAUCAUGCAGAACCGGUAUGUAAUGCCCAAGUCGUUCAGCGUGCCGCUGCAAGACAUAGUGAAGAAGUUGUUGGAACUGGACUUGACCUUGAGGUACGGCAACUUGAAGAACGGGGCUGCCGACAUAAGAAACCACACGUGGUUCAAGACCAUCGACUGGCAGUGUCUCUUCAACAGGAGGGUUACUCCGCCCUACAUUCCUCCGGUAAGCGACAUGAAUGACGUCUCUCAGAUCUCGCCCCAUGCCAAGUACUCCGUUCUACAGAUCGCAAACGUGAAUGAAUUGGAAGACGAAUUUAAAGAUUUUUAACCUACGAGUUUUAUUUGUUAUGCAAUAAAACCUAGAGAAAAUGCACUUUCAGAUUUUAAUUUUUUUAUUAAUUAAAUUGGAUCUAUUGAUCAAUA
Molecule: messenger RNA, 1338 nt
Organism: Homalodisca vitripennis (glassy-winged sharpshooter)
Lineage: Eukaryota; Metazoa; Arthropoda; Insecta; Hemiptera; Cicadellidae
Product: cAMP-dependent protein kinase catalytic subunit beta-like
Exons: 1
Coding region: 104-1243 (379 amino acids)
Biological process (GO): peptidyl-serine phosphorylation
Cellular component (GO): nucleus; cAMP-dependent protein kinase complex
Molecular function (GO): cAMP-dependent protein kinase activity; ATP binding
Source: RefSeq, a predicted model, not a curated record